This is a messenger RNA of Punica granatum (pomegranate), 1995 nucleotides long. The record is from RefSeq and is a predicted model, not a curated record. Lineage: Eukaryota; Viridiplantae; Streptophyta; Magnoliopsida; Myrtales; Lythraceae.
AUAUCAUUUAUGUGAUUGAUAAGUCAAAAAGCUUUUUCCUUUUGAUUUGAUUUCAUGGAUUUUGCUUCGCCAACUUCUCCCCAAACCUAACAAACCUCAUCAUCUGCUAAUAAACCUCUCCUCUGAGCUGAGAUUCCAAUUCAAAAUUCAAUCUUUUGCCAUCUCUCUCUCUUUAUCUUGCAGAUUUUGAGAGGAGAAGGGCAAGCAGAGAGAUCAGCUCCCAUGGAGUCCACUGAAGUGAAGUCCCUAAGAGACCCAGAAGCAGGGCCUCUUCCUUCUUAUUCUGAUGAUGGCGGGAAGGCUCGGUUGAGCAAAUAUGUCCUCUUCUGUGCAAUCUUGGCCUCCGCGAACUCCAUUCUCUUGGGCUACGACAUUGGAGUGAUGAGUGGUGCCGUGAUCUUCAUCAGGGAAAACCUCGGGAUCACAUCAGCUGAGGUGGAAGUCCUAGUCGGAAUCCUCAAUGUGAGCUCCCUGAUCGGGUCCUUGGCCUCGGGAAAGACUUCAGAUUGUAUUGGGAGGCGUUACACGAUCGCGGUGGCGGCAGCCACCUUCCUAGUCGGCGCCCUCUUAAUGGGCCUUGCCCCGUCAUACCCGUUUCUUAUGGCAGGCCGGGUAGUCGCGGGCGUUGGGGUCGGGUACUCCCUCAUGAUCGCGCCUGUCUACACUGCUGAGAUCUCUCCGGCCUUGUCCCGAGGGCUCCUCACCUCCCUUCCGGAGUUCUUCAUCGUUAUAGGGAUCCUCCUAGGAUACAUCUCCAAUUAUGCCCUUGCCGGCCUCCCGGGCCACAUCAACUGGAGGAUAAUGCUGGGGUUGGCAGCCUUGCCCGCCAUCAUUAUUGGCUUCGGGAUCGUCCUCAUGCCGGAAUCACCUAGGUGGCUAGUCAUGAACGGCAGGGUGAGGGAGGCCAAAGAGGUCCUCAUCAGAACAUCAAGCUGUGUGAUGGAAGCGGAGAUGAGGCUCAGGGAAAUUACAAUGGCUGCAGCUUCAACAUCGGUUUCAGGCUCGGUGUCUUCGGACGAUUGGGCCGGGCGGGGAGUGUGGAGAGAAUUCCUGAGGCCAUCAAGGCCCGUCAGGAGGAUUUUGAUUGCCGCCAUUGGUAUCAACUUCUUCAUGCAGGCAUCGGGCAAUGAUGCGGUCAUAUACUACACCCCUGAAGUUUUCCGGGCUGCCGGGAUCAGCAACAGGAAGCACCUCUUCGGAGUGAACGUGAUCAUGGGGAUCUCGAAGACGACUUUCGUCCUGGUGUCAGCCCUGUACCUGGACCGGUUCGGGAGGCGGCCCCUCCUGCUCCUGGGUUCUAUCGGGAUGGCAGUCUCGCUAGCCGCCUUGGGCCUAGGCUCCAAGUUCCUUGAGCUCUCGAACCCCAGGCCCAUCUGGGCCAUUGUGGUCUGCAUAGUGGCUGUCUGCUCCGACGUGUCGUUCUUCUCGAUUGGGCUGGGCCCUAUCACGUGGGUGUACUCGUCCGAGGUUUUCCCUUUGAGGCUUCGGGCCCAGGGAGCAGCUCUGGCGAUCUCGGUGAACCGGCUUGUGAGCGGCGCGGUGUCAAUGUCAUUCCUGAGCAUAGGACAUCGAAUCUCGUUUGGAGGGAUGUUCUUUGUGCUAUGUGGGGUGAUGGUCUUGGGCACGAUCUUCUUCUACUUUUUCUUGCCGGAGACCAAAGGCAGGAGCUUGGAAGAGAUCGGCACUCUCUUCGAAGACGAUGAUAAGAAAGAAAGCGAUUCUAAGAAUGUCGAGUUGACAGAUCAGGCGUAGUUGUGAAAAAUAAACACCAUAGUAAGCUGAUGCACAUAGUUCUAUUCAUUCACGUGAGCCACACAUAAACUUAUUUCAUCGACUCAUUGUCCUGUCGAAGCUUUCCGCACUGACAUUUACCCGGAACAAUAACAGGGUGACAUGCUACCAGGCCAAUGACAUAUGAAUGCAGAAUUUGAAGUUCGAUGUCGAAUUUCCGACCAGGAUAUUGGAAACAUAGUCUGGGCCUGAAUGUUUUAAGAU